Arabidopsis arenosa is the source of this 1041-nucleotide messenger RNA. The record is from the annotation of a GenBank genome assembly. NCBI's taxonomy places the organism in Eukaryota, Viridiplantae, Streptophyta, Magnoliopsida, Brassicales, Brassicaceae.
AGUCAAUUAUUUCUUUUGGGAUUCUUGGGUUACAGAGAUAGUAGAGACGAAUUUAGUUGCUUUUUCGUUUCUUGUUCGCACACAUCGAUUCACAGAGAGAUUGAGAGAUGAGAGAGUAUUCACUCGGUUGAAGAAUCUAAAAUUGGCGACGGAAUUGCAGAAGAUAGAGAUCCAUGGGGGUCAGCGAUUAAGUCCGUCGUGUUUGCUUCAAGAAUUUGGCGAGUUCAGGGCUGGUAUAGAAUCAGGUUUCUUGCUACGUCGGAAUCUUAGGAAUCAUGGCUAACAAUCUUCAGAACGAGAUAGAUCCAGAUCUUGAGGGGAUCUUUGUACGGUCAGAAUUCGAAUGGUUGAAUCAGGGGGAUGUACAUAAUAUACUUGCUAAACGUGAAGACUUACCUACCUCUACCGUACCCAUCCAAUUCCCUGAACACGGGUUAUUCCUUUUUAACAUUGAUGAGCAGCUCGUGCUAGAUACUAUUCAGUGGGACAUGACCAAGUCUAAGGUAUGGCAUGGUCAAUACAUCAUCCGGUAUAAAGUUAACCAGUGCUUUUUAGUUGCCAUUGACGAGGGAGUCAGCACCACCUAUGAAAGACGAGCCUACAAAUGUGAAGAUCUCUAUGGGUCAUAUAGAUUGGUACACUAUAGAACUUAUUUCAUGAGCGGAAAUGAUUCAGAAGAUGAGAACAGUGGGGAUGAUACAGAGGAUUCACAUGGUGAAAACAUGGGAGAAAAUGAAACCAGUGAUGAUGAUGAUAGCAGCGAUGAAUCUGGCGGAGAUGAUGAUAGCAGCGAUGAUGAUGAUAGCGAUGAAUCUGGUGGAGAUGAUGAUAGCGAUGAAUCUGGCGGAGAUGAUGAUAUAGAAGCUAAUGGAGAUGCUCUUCCUCUUGCUAAUGGUUUUUGUUAAGGCCAGAUUAGGUGACAAAGAAAGCUGCAGGAUCUCCAGCAAAGCUAGGGGGGUAGUUAGAAUAAUACAUGUCAGCACAUUUAGCAGAAUGUUGUUUCCCCAAGUUAGUUGUUUCAAUUAAACUCUAAAACGAUUC